This is a messenger RNA of Ochotona princeps (American pika), 2536 nucleotides long. It is a transcript of the gene RIC3, whose product is annotated as RIC3 acetylcholine receptor chaperone. Gene Ontology annotation, biological process: synaptic transmission, cholinergic; protein localization to cell surface. The record is from RefSeq and is a predicted model, not a curated record. NCBI's taxonomy places the organism in Eukaryota, Metazoa, Chordata, Mammalia, Lagomorpha, Ochotonidae. Gene Ontology annotation, cellular component: intracellular membrane-bounded organelle; neuron projection; neuronal cell body. The transcript has 7 exons. Bases 59 to 1147 code for a protein of 362 amino acids.
UGCGUGCUGCGGUUCCGGUUCCGGCUGAGGGCUGCACCUGCGGCGACGGUGAGCAGCCAUGGCGUACUCCACGGUGCAGAGGGUGGCCCUGGCCUCAGGGCUCGUUCUGGCGGUGUCGUUGCUGCUGCCCAAGGCGUUCCUGUCCCGUGGAAAGCGGCAGGAGCCGGCGGCGGCACCCGAAGGAAAGCUGGGCCGAUUUCCUCCUAUGCUGCAUCAUCAGCAGGCGCCUUCAGAUGGCCCGACCCCUGGGGCUCGUUUCCAGAGGUCUCAUCUUGCAGAGGCAUUUGCAAAAGCCAAAGGAUCCGGAGGAGGUGCCGGAGGAGGAGGUAGUGGAAGAGGCCUGAUGGGGCAGAUUAUUCCAAUCUAUGGCUUUGGGAUUUUUUUAUAUAUACUUUACAUUCUCUUUAAGCUCUCAAAGGGGAAAUCCAGUGCAGAGGAUCGGAAAUGUUCUUCCACCACAGCUGGAAACGCCCACAGGAAAAUUACCAAUUUUGAACUUGCUCAACUGCAAGAAAAAUUGAAGGAGACAGAAGAAGCCAUGGAGAAAUUAAUCAACAGAGUGGGACCUCAUGGUGAGAGCAGAGCACAGGUGGUGACUUCUGACCAAGAGAAACGAUUGCUGCAUCAGCUCCGAGAAAUCACCAGGGUCAUGAAAGAAGGAAAGUUCAUGGACAGACCCACUCCUGAGAAAGAAGCAGAGGAGGCUCCUUACAUGGAGGACUGGGAAGGUUACCCUGAAGAGACUUACCCAGUGUGUGACCUUUCAGACUCUAUCAAGCGUAGGCAAGAAACAAUCCUGGUGGAUUACCCUGAUCCACAAGAGCCCUCUGCUGAAGAAAUAGCUGAAAGAAUGGACGUGAUGGAAGAGGACGGAUCAUACCGCGUGGACUGGGAAGGUCUGUCCGCCAACCUCAGAGCCCCGGAAGAAAAUUCUGUUCAUUCAUCUGAGGCACAGCCAGAGCCUUGUUCCUGCUGUCCUGAAGAGGAUCCUGCUGUUCUAGCAGAGAAUGCUGGAUUCAGUGCAGAUGGCUGCAGUGAGGAAGCCCCCCAGGAAGAGUGGCCCCAGGACUUCAGAGGUGAAGGGCUGGGUGUUAGUGCCGGCACAGGCAGCACACUGAGGAAGCGCAGCCCCCAGGGUUUCGAGUGACACCUGUGGUGAUGUAGCCACCCCUCCAGUCCCGUAGUGACUGUUCUCUGCUUUCCUCCUUGGCCCUUUCCCUUCUCUCUCUGCACCCAAUUGUCACAGCUCAGACCACCCCCGUGGCACACGUUCAGGUGCUCACAUACCUGCCACCUUGUAAAACGUGGACAUUCCUAUGGACACAGGCAGCCGUGGCCUCUUCCUGCCUUUCCUAGUCAGAAGUUGAACCAGCGAGUAACCACACUUGGUCUGUCAUAAUUGCAGGUGGGACCUGUCAGGGCCAGAGGUCUAACUCUUCCUCCAGUAGCAGAUGGUUUGCCUGUGACUGGAUGUCAGCUUACAGAGGCAGACUUACGGCUAUAAGAGGCAAGAUCUCAGGUUCCAAGCUGCCUUGUUCUUUGGGCCUUGAGCAGAUGCCAGGGAAAACGGUUAAAAAUCAACAUGAGGACCGCUAUCAGAAGGUAACCUGUCUGCUCAGCAUUGGGAAAGCCUUCAGUGUUUUUGAGUAGAGCACUGCACUCCUGUUGGAAAGAAUGCUGUUUGACAUGUACCGCGGACAACUUAGAAAACUAAAGGUAAAAGCCACUGUCAGGAUGCCUCACUGGUCUGAUACUGUUGUGUUACUUCCCUCCAGGAGGGGGUAUUUUUUGCUUUAGGGUUAUGAGGCUCUGAUGAGGAGGUCUGUUUCCUUCUUCCCCUCCCCUGCACUCAUCCAGGGACAGGCGUUCUGGCCAGAGGGUCAGUCCUGCUGCUAACAUGGAAACCUGGCUGAUAGAGUGCACUGUGAAUCACACGGGCAGAGGAGUGGGACACGGCCCGUGCGUAUCCUCCUUAGCGUCUGGGUCAGCUCCUCACAAGGUCUGAGCCUUGAUUUCCUCAGCAGUAAAGGAAGGAUGGAGAAAGCCCAGCUCUCCCAGGAUUGUGGCAUAAUGUUAUGUAAAACAGCACUGGUUCUAGCUAUCUUUAUAGUACGAUGGUUUACUCUGUCCAAUAGAUUUUCCCAAAGUCCUUUCAAUACACUUGACAGGUGGUGGGUAAAGUGGAGAGUAAGACUAGUGAGGGUGGGAGCAUGGGGCUGGUCUUGAAUUAGGGUAGCGCGGACAUGGGAAAUGCUGCAAAACCCACUGUAUUCCUGAAGGUCGGUGUUUGAGGAAACCUGGCUUGUGGAGGAAACAGUUCAUGCCCUAAAUGCUAAGUCCCCACAAUAGUUCUCUCUGACCUAGACCUUGGUUGGUAUAUACUAUCAGGGAAGGAAGCUCGAUGUGUCUUUCAGACGGCAAGGAUUGUGACCUUGCUUCCAGAAUUACUUGGCCAGUGAUGUGCUAGUUCCUCGCACAUGCCCCACAAGCAGGUAAUGGGCUUUUUGUCUUGGUGACCUCGGACAGUUGGCAAAGC